Molecule: messenger RNA, 1226 nt
Organism: Boleophthalmus pectinirostris (great blue-spotted mudskipper)
Lineage: Eukaryota; Metazoa; Chordata; Actinopteri; Gobiiformes; Gobiidae
Exons: 1
Coding region: 180-923 (247 amino acids)
Source: RefSeq, a predicted model, not a curated record
GCUCGUUACAAGCUGAAACUAGACAGAGUGAACCUGGACAGGCAGUCAGAUGAAGAAUCAAAACUGAGGAAAUUCACUCUUGGAAAACGUGAUCCUAAAUUCCCAAACAAAUCCGUCCUCCUGGUGGGAGCGACAGGGACAGGAAAAUCACUCUGAUCAACGCCCUGGUCAACUAUGUGAUGGGCGUCAAGUUUGAAGACAAAGUUUGGUUUGAAAUCAUCACCGGUGACAGAGACAAAUCUCAGUCUGAGAGUCAGACCUCAGAAGUGUCUGUUUAUGAAAUCUUUGGAUUUGAGGGGGAAAGUGUCCCUUAUUCUCUGACCAUCAUCGACACUCCAGGGUAUGGAGACACCAGAGGAAUAGAAUAUGAUGAAAUUACCACAAUGAAACUCUUGGAACUCUUCAGUGCUCCUGAUGAAGUGGAUGGAGUAAAAGCAUUAAAUGCAGUGGGUUUGGUGGUGAAGGCCUCAGAGAACAGACUUGAUGAGAGAAUGGGAUACGUCUUCAACUCAAUCACUUCAAUCUUUGGUAAAGACAUGAAGGAAAAUAUUGUGGCAAUGAUAACACACUCAGAUGGAAUGGAACCAAAAAAUGCCCUAAAAGCACUGGAAGACGCUAAUAUAAAAUAUGCUACAGAUGAAAACGAUGAGCCAGUCUAUUUCCUGUUUAACAACCGACAAAAUGAGAAGAUUGGAAAAGGGAAACAUGCAGAAAAGAUAGCAAAAAAUGUAUUUGAACUAACUGAAGAGGGCAUCUCAGAAUUUACACAAUUUCUGGGAGAAAAACAACCUCAGUCACUGAAGAAAACAGCAGAGGUAUUGAAUGAAAGGAAAAGAUUGGUGGCCUGCAUCGAAAACCUUAAAGAUCGUGUUGAAGAUAUGGAAAAGAAAGAAGAAGCAAUAAAAAGAACAGUGAAAGUUUGAAAACCCUUAAGUCAUCUGGCAAAAUGUAUAAAGAAGAGACCUACAAAGAUAAAGAACAGAAUGGAUGGUGGUGGUUCCCAUGGUUUAAUAAUAUCACUUGUAACAACUGCCAAGAAAAUUGCCAUAAUAACUGUUUUUGGGGUUUACCCUCCUGUCCCAUCAUGGUAGAAGGCAAAUGUACUGUCUGCUCUGGAAAAUGCCCUGUGAAGGAUCAUGUACAUGAGAACUGGAGAUAUGUGACCAAGACCAGACAAGUGGAAGACACCAUUGAGGUUGAUGACAAAGAAGCCCUGUUGAAGAGUC